Molecule: messenger RNA, 1227 nt
Organism: Aspergillus melleus
Lineage: Eukaryota; Fungi; Ascomycota; Eurotiomycetes; Eurotiales; Aspergillaceae
Product: Gfo/Idh/MocA family protein
Exons: 1
Coding region: 1-1227 (408 amino acids)
Biological process (GO): NADPH regeneration
Cellular component (GO): cytoplasm
Molecular function (GO): nucleotide binding; oxidoreductase activity
Source: RefSeq, a predicted model, not a curated record
AUGACUCAAAAGCCCCUCACCGUGGGCAUUCUUACCACGCAGCCUCUAACCCUGUAUCUCCCCAUCCUACAAUCCCUGCCCUACUAUCAAAUCGCCAUCAUCUACGAUGUCUCCAACAAAAGCGCCAUCUGCCCAAAGGAUAAGGCCACCAACGACUCCGCCAACACCACAACGUCCAUCGCGCAAGCGUCCUCCCCCGACGCCGUAAUCAACCAUCCCUCCGUGGACCUAGUCCUCAACUUCAUGACCCCUUCUUUGCGCGAGAAAUACACCCUCGCCGCCCUGUCGGUCAACAAACACGUUCUCGUCGAAAGCCCCGUCGGCGUCAGUCUACCCAGCGCGCACCGCAUCAUCGACGCUAAGCGGAAAUCCCGGGGUCGAGUCUUCGUCGCCUCGGCGAGACGAUACGCCCCUUGCUUCGAGACCUUCAAGACCGAGGUUGCCGGCCUGGAGAGAAUUUACUACGCCCGGUGUCGGAACAUACAAGGCGGAGUGGCACAACCAGCCCCAGAUGUAAAUGGACAUGGAGAGCCAGACACAUCAGCAUCAUCAACAUCAACGACAACCCUAACCGCCAACGACACCGUCCCCUCCUUCCCUCUCGAAGCCACCAACACCUUCCACGCUCUCCUCCAAGAAGCCUUCCUGGGCCAAGACCUCACCACCGAACGCAUCCUCCUCUCGCGCCUCCUGACCGGACCCCGUGGCUGUUCCGACCUAUCAGUCAUGCGGGAAACGCUAGGCACCCCGGACGCGGUAUCCAACAUUGCAGUCAACGAGCCCUUCUACUCCGCUAUCUUCCACUAUAGUGGACACGACCAGGACGACCUCCCCAGCACCAGCACCAGCGAUCACGGCCCCACCCAAAACCGAACCGCAUACAUGCUCACCUACGAAUACGGAACGGAUGCCGUCCCUCGCUGCGACGCCCACCUAGCCGUGUACGGGGACGGCAAGACCGUGACGCUCGAAUACGACGGCGCAACGGUGCGAGUAGUCAUCGAGACAGCGGACGAGAAAGUCCCCGGGAAGGUGUCGCGUCGUGAAACUUCGAGUUCCAUGGAGCAGGCAUAUGCGGCGGAGUUGGAGGCGUUGUAUACGUUCCUCGUGGAGGGGAAGGAGGUCAAGACUACGGUGAAGGACUCGAUGGGGGAUCUCAGGUUGUUUAGGGAGAUUUUUGAACAGUAUGACCGACAGUGUGGGACUAUUCGGACGCCAUUGGGGUAA